UUUCCAGCAUAAUUCGACUUUGUGUCUUCCAUCCCAAUAUUCGCCAGAUGACCUCGAUAUCUCCGUUACAAUGCCAGAAUCAUGCUUCGCUCAUAUCCUCAAAUAUCGCAUCUCGUCGUUGAUGUCGCCUUUCUGGCGUUCAUCUCCACUAACGCAAUCAAUCAUAGACACAGAACACCAGCAGCGCCAGCCAAAGCCCCAACAAACCCUAUCUUCACACCUCCGGUCGGCAUAAUACCACCUGUACUCGAGAGCGCACUAAUCCCCGUCGUCAUCGCCGCCGCGCCGCUACUGGUAGCUCCAGCAGAUGUCGUCCCACGCUGGCUACUCGUCAGCGUCGAGGCUCCAGAAGAUUUCACGGUUGAAGCAGAUUUCGAGGCGGCGCUCUCUGAUCCAGACGCAUACACAGAAGAUGAGAAUGUAGGACUCAAAGUUUUGUCGGUCAAACCCGGUAUCGACAUUGACCCUGGCAUCGAAACAGAGAUAGAAACAGAGACAGAGGAAAGACUGACCUCUGAGGCGAAUGAACUAGCGAUUGAAGCUGCGGAAGACAGGACCGAGGAUGCGAUGGGCGCGGCACUGGAAACGAGGUUUUGGGAUGAGGACCCACCAUCUACGGAGAAGGGCUCGCCCCAUGUUGAGGAGGUUUGGGCGGUUGAGAAGCCGAGGAGGCCGAGGACGGUGGUCUUGCAGAGGAUGCGGGAGUGCAUUUUUGUAAGCGUAGUGUAGGAUUUGGGUUUUCGUUUAGGAUUGGGUUUAGAGCGAGUGUGGUAGUGGAGUAUAGGUCGGGGAGGCGGUUUUUUGAGCUUCGCUUUGCCGAAGGUGGCUGAUGCUGUACAAGGGCAGAAUUUUCGGCGUUGGGGUGGUGAUGCUU
This is a messenger RNA of Lindgomyces ingoldianus, 874 nucleotides long. RefSeq lists its product as uncharacterized. Bases 82 to 729 code for a protein of 215 amino acids. The record is from RefSeq and is a predicted model, not a curated record. The transcript has a single exon. Lineage: Eukaryota; Fungi; Ascomycota; Dothideomycetes; Pleosporales; Lindgomycetaceae.